Molecule: messenger RNA, 699 nt
Organism: Ogataea haglerorum
Lineage: Eukaryota; Fungi; Ascomycota; Pichiomycetes; Pichiales; Pichiaceae
Exons: 1
Coding region: 1-699 (232 amino acids)
Source: RefSeq, a predicted model, not a curated record
AUGGCCGCGUAUAUUGGCGUUUACAGUAUAGUUCUGUUUUGUUAUGGAUCAAUUGUUUACGUCAAAUCUUUCCAGUCUGUGCCUGAAACGCGAGGAGGUUUGAUCAAGGCAGGGCUCGAUUUGCUACCAUUGCUGGUGGAAAAGGUAUCGCGAGUGUUGAUAAGUUGUUUUCACGUCAUUUUUCAACUGCUCCAUCUAUCGUCUGGCACGAGCACGGCCAACGAGCUGUUGGUCGCCUAUGCCAUUGUGAGCUUCCGGAAAAUCAUUGCUUUGGUGUGCUGGGCAUAUAUAACUCAGCAAGAUGACAACAGUGUUCACAUGAAGGCCUUUCUGGUGUUCUGUGUGAUGAAUAUAACACAGAACAGAUUUAUACUGAAAAACGACACGGUCCAAGGAGAGCGUGUGGACUGGAAAGAGGGACUGGCAAGUUUUGUGGCCACACCGUCGAGCAACAGCAAACGUGAAGGGGAGAAACUACAUUUCCGCAGAAACACGCUAUUUGCUGCCAACGCGCUUUUCUCUGCUGUCCUAUUCGUCUCCAUGUUCAAGUACUACUCGCAGUUCCAGGACAACUACUAUAAAGUGAUGAGCAUCCUUAUCAGGUUGAUUCUGGUGGUGGACAUGGAGUUUCUGCGCACUCUGUGUGACGAAUUUGUCGGGCUCGAUGUCGUUAUGGGCGGUGAAAAGAGUAACGUUUAG